This is a messenger RNA of Menidia menidia (Atlantic silverside), 2579 nucleotides long. The record is from the annotation of a GenBank genome assembly. NCBI's taxonomy places the organism in Eukaryota, Metazoa, Chordata, Actinopteri, Atheriniformes, Atherinopsidae.
AUGGCUUCUAACGGAAAGAAUGGGCAAGCUGUGAUGGUGGAGGUCCCAAAAAAAUACCCACACAAGACUAAAGUGGAGGAGGAGCGGGGACACUGGGGGACCAAAACAGAGUUCAUCCUCACUGUGAUGGGAGCCAUCAUCGGACCUGGGAAUGUGUGGAGGUUCCCAUACCUGUGCUACAAAAACGGCGGAGGUGUCUUCUUCAUCCCAUACAUUCUCUUCUUAUUCACAUGCGGAAUACCCCUGUUCUUCCUCGAGACAGCAUUAGGGCAGUACACCAGCCAGGGGGGGAUCACUUGCUGGAGAGGGAUCUGUCCGCUCUUCCAAGGCAUGGGUUACGCCAGCCACCUGAUCAUCGCGUUCAGUGCCACCUCUUACGUCAUGAUCCUCACGUGGGCGUUCUUUUACCUGUUUUCAUCCUUCGGUUCGGACUUGCCUUGGGCCUCCUGUGGCAACUACUGGAACACAGAAUCGUGCUUCGACAACCAUAAGAAUAUGAGCAUAGAGUCUAGAAUGAACACCACCCUUCCAGUUGUGGAGUUCUGGCAACGGCGGGUCUUAAAUAUCUCUAGCGGUAUUGACCAGUUGGGCAGUUUGAGGUGGGAACUGGUCCUGUGUCUCAUCCUGAGCUGGGUCAUCUGCUACUUUUGCAUCUGGAAGGGAAUCAAAUCAACAGGAAAGGCAGCCUACUUCACAGCCACCUUCCCUUAUCUCAUGCUCUUCAUUCUGCUCAUACGGGGCGUUACCCUACCGGGAGCAAUCGAUGGAAUCAUUUACUACCUCUACCCUGAUAUCUCUCGCCUCUCAGAUCCCCAGGUGUGGAUGGAUGCUGGCACUCAGAUCUUCUUCUCUUAUGCCAUUGGCCUGAGUUUCCUCACCACCCUUGGGAGUUACAACCCCUAUAAUAACAACUGUUACAGAGACUGUUUCUACCUGUGUCUGCUGAACAGCGCCACCAGCAUUGUGGCAGGCUUCGCCAUUUUCUCAGUUCUGGGUUUCAUGACGUACGAGCAAGGCGUGGACAUUUCUGAAGUGGCGGAGUCAGGCCCAGGGUUGGCAUUCAUUGUGUACCCACGUGCUGUAGCUAUGAUGCCCAUGCCACAGGUGUGGUCAGUGUGUUUCUUUCUCAUGAUCAUUCUACUUGGACUGGACAGCCAGUUUGUUGGGAUGGAAUGCGUGAUGACAUCACUCGUCGAUCAUUUCCCCACUUACCUGCGUCAAGGCUACAGACGUGAGCUGACCCUGCUGGUCAUCUGCUGUUUCUGCUUUUUGCUAGGACUCCCCUUGGUGACUGAGGGGGGGAUAUACCUACUCCAGCUGUUAGACCACCAUGUCUGCAGUGGCACCACCCUGCUCCUCCUCUCCUUCUGCCAGUCGAUCACUAUCGGGUGGGUUUACGGUGCUGAUCGUUUUUAUGACAACAUCGAAGACAUGAUUGGUUACAGACCAAAUCGGUUCAUGAAGUACUGCUGGUGCUAUAUAACUCCCUUCAUCUGUUUUGGAACUUUCGUCUUUUCUAUUGUCAAAUAUUCUCCACUGAGGUUCAGCAACAGCUACGUAUAUCCACUGUGGGCCAACAUCCUCGGCUGGUUCAUCGCCACAGUCUCCCUGUCCCUCAUCCCGCUGUUUGUGUUGAUCAAAAUGAUCCGAGGAAAAGGUACCAUUGCGGAGCGCCUCCUAUUUCUCUGCCAGCCUGUAGAAGACAUGGAUCUAAAGCAUCCCUCUCCCGCUCAGGGAAGCAAUGUCACAACUUCCUUAUCGGAUCGGGACCGUCUGGCCCACACUGGUGAACUCACUCAGUUAACGAACUACACAGAUGUGACAAGUGUACCCUCAACAGGGUUUCAGUCUUAAUAGAGAUUGUACGUGUCGUCUGAGAACCUGUACUGCAUCAAUGUUUUGAUGAAAAUGUAUUAUCGGCAAAUGUCUUAGAAAGCUUUGCCCCUACCUCUGUAUACACAAUGGGCAAUUAAGCCUCACUCAUUAGUGAACAUAUGACAUCUUGUUUCCGUCCAUUAAUAAGGUAUUAUUAAUGGUUUCACUCGAUGAAGUGUAAACAUUUUUUUUUAUUAUUCAUUUCUGGACAGCGAUUAAAUAAUAGAUACUGUCAUAAAGAUAUGAUCUUUUUCCCAUACUGGAGUCAAUCCUCUAGUUAUCCAGUUCACUUCAACCCUGUCAGAUUCAGGAGCCCGCUUUUCUUUUCUUUUUUUUUCCACAGGGUAGUGCUUUGUAAAGCACUACCACGUUUACAAGAGUCCUAAGACAUUCAGGUGAAUUAUUAAGUAGAAUACCAGUUAUGCAUAAAGCUGCAAAGCAAAAAUAUGAGAGUGGAGAUGAAAAGUGACAAAAAUACGACGGUCAGAAUAACCUAACAGGUGUUUCAGGCACAAGGAAUUUUAGAGUCAGGAGGUGAGCACAAAUGUACAUAAAGAGAAGGGUCACACACACACACACACACACACAAAUACACACACACACCUGCUGCAGAGCCACAGCAACCACCUUAAAUUUUUGUGGCUGGUUGAUGCACCAUGAAUAUGAAUAUACUGUGUAUACUCUUAUAACCUUUCUUUUUUUAU